AUGCCAUUAAAGACCUACUUGAUUUACACAUUGACUGGACUUUCAUUAGUUUGGACUGCCAACUAAUGCUUCAAACUGAAGGGCUACAUUGAUUAUCUUAAAGAAGAAGCUCCUGAUUGCAUGAAGCCUAAUCCAAAUAGGACAGAGCUCAUAAUAGCUGCCAUUAUGAUCUAACUCUGUGUUUAAUAUCCAGUUUAGAUGCUUUCCAGAUCAUUAUUUAUGAGCUCACUUCCUGAAAAAUUUCCAAUAGGAUCUAGUUUGAGAAAAGAAAAGGCAGAAAUGAUGGCUGAGAGAGUGUACAAAUUUUUUAUCUACUCAGUUACUUCUGGAGGUCUUUUCUUCGUACUUAAGCAAAGCAACUUUUAUCACAAGCUUCUUUGGGGUGAUCAAGAAGACCCUCAAUACUUUAGUAAUUACCCAUGCUAAAAAAUUCCAAAGUACUUAGAUGAUAUUUACAUUUUGAAGCUUUCCUAUCAUGUUUAUGAAUUGAUUUACACAAUGGGAUUCUAGAUUAGCAGAAGAGACUUCCCAGAAUACAUCUUUCACCAUAUUAUAACUCUCGUUUUAGUUUUAUUCUCAUAUUCUGUCAAUUUCUUACCAAUAGGAGCGGUGAUAAUGCUAAUCCAUGAUUUUCCAGAUAUUUUUAUUAGCUUAUUCAAAAUCACAUAUGAUAUUGUUAGCAGCAAGUUUUAGCAUAUCUUGGCUGCUAUUAUGUUUCCUUUGUGGAUCUACUGUAGAAUCUUUUUCUUCCCAGUUUAUAUGAUUGCCAAAUAUUACGAGUAAGCAGCUCACUCAGAUCAUUACGUAAUUCAAAAUGUUUUUCAUAUUCUGUUCUGGUUCUUAGUAGGACUUUUACUUUUGCAUUGUAUUUGGACUAAUUUAAUUAUCAAGGGUAUUAUCAAUAGAAUAACUAAUAAAAAGAAGGAUAGAGUCUACUUGCAAGGAAAGGACAAGAUAGAUUGA
Messenger RNA from Stylonychia lemnae, 963 nucleotides. The record is from the annotation of a GenBank genome assembly. NCBI's taxonomy places the organism in Eukaryota, Ciliophora, Spirotrichea, Sporadotrichida, Oxytrichidae.